CCUGACGACGAGAGUUUAACGUAACUUACGCGCGUCCAUGUGCCCGUUUACUCACGGUAUGCUGCCAGGCUUCAUGUAAGCAGCUGUCACUGAGUCCAAGAGACACAACAACAGCGAGCCGCGGAGCUCCGUGUCAUUCAGGCAGGAAGGGAUCUCUUGGGGGAUGGCCAACAUACUUUUAUGACACACACUUAAGCACAUGUUUGCAGUGUCUCUUGUAAUCUGAAACCCUUGUGAAUCCGAGAGUGUCCACAAAUCAGUUACCACCACGUUUUAACUGCUGCUUACGUGGAUCUCACACAAUGUGCCUUGGGCUUUUGAUGAUCCAGCAAGACUGUCAGCAAAACAUCCCCCACACAGCUCAGCUCACCAGGUCAGGACCACCACAGAUGGCUGUCCCCUUUGUUCCAGUCCCAGUCCCCGUGAACUGGACUGGAGCGUACAGGUCUUGGACCAAGAGGGGGUCUCCAAUACAUACUGCUUCAUCCAUAAACUCUGAGCCCUCGUAUCCAGGAAGUAUUUCCUCGGUGAGAGGAGUUGGACCGUGGGGUGCUGCAGCUGGGGCUCUAACCCCAGAUGACUCCUGGUGUAGACCCAGAGGAGACCUGUUGGAUGGGUCCUCCACUCUGCUGGAGGGUGAUGGGUGGACAGAGAGGCCCAUCACCCCGACACUGCUGGGCUUCGAGAUCCUAGACGAGAGGGCCAAGUUCACUGUUUAUAAGAUCCUGGUGACAGGGUGUCAAGGAGACAGCUGGGUGAUCUUCAGAAGAUACACUGACUUCAGCAGGCUCAGUGACAAGAGCACAGGGUCCAAACUGUUGGACAGAUGUGCAGGAUUACACAGUUUGCUGCUUCCAAACAUUGUAUUUAGUCCAGAACACAUUCAUCUUAAUUCCGCUUGUCUACACCUCACUCUUAAAGAGCUGUUUCCCAGUUUUAGCCUAGCCCUGCCUUCUAAGCGCUGGUUCAAAGACAACUAUGAUGAAGCGUUUCUAGAGGAGAGGCAGAUUGGGCUGCAGACGUUCCUGCAGAACCUAACGCUACACAAAGACAUCAUCAGCAGUGAAGCUGUCAAACACUUUCUGUGUUUGGUUGACCCGCCAGGUCCUUUUGACAGUCUGGAGGAAAGUAGGGCUUUUUGUGAGACUCUGGAGGAGACUAACCAUCGUCUUCAGAGGGAACUCUUGGAAAAUCAGAGAGACGUUGACAUGUUAAAGAAGACACUGGAGGAGAAGGAAAACCACACCAGGCUCCUGGUGAAGAAAGUCAAAUCCCGGCCACUUUCUACUGAGAGCUUUGAGGAUAUUUGCCAGUUAACAGCUUUGAUAACAACAGACACCUACACACACACAGAAGGAGAGACAGAUGUGAACACAUCUGAUCAAAAACACACAGAUGGAAAUGAAGAGGCGGAUGAUGACAGAGCAUACUUAAAUCAAACUAUGGAACAACAAGGGGACAAGGUCAUGAUGAUGAAAGGUCAUGAGGCCUACUAGUGGUCAUCAGUGAAACCGAAGCAGAAAAUCCACAAUGACACAUUUUCAGUUUCUCCUCUGAAGCAUCUGCAGACGCAUAAGCUCAGUGGAGAAUAAUGGACAGACCGACUUCUGUCUACUGCAAUAUCAUUAAUGAAAUGUAUUAGUUACACCACUAGUUACUGGGGAAAGUACUAUUAUUACUGUUAUAUUAUUGUAAGUUACUGCCCAACACUGACCAUAAAUACCUCAAGAUAUCAA
Molecule: messenger RNA, 1736 nt
Organism: Dicentrarchus labrax (European seabass)
Lineage: Eukaryota; Metazoa; Chordata; Actinopteri; Moronidae
Product: sorting nexin-16-like
Exons: 10
Coding region: 303-1496 (397 amino acids)
Biological process (GO): early endosome to late endosome transport; endosome to lysosome transport; protein targeting to lysosome
Cellular component (GO): early endosome; late endosome; extrinsic component of endosome membrane
Molecular function (GO): phosphatidylinositol binding
Source: RefSeq, a predicted model, not a curated record